This is a messenger RNA of Pristis pectinata (smalltooth sawfish), 3246 nucleotides long. RefSeq names its product wingless-type MMTV integration site family, member 2Bb (gene wnt2bb). Bases 478 to 1659 code for a protein of 393 amino acids. Gene Ontology annotation, molecular function: frizzled binding; cytokine activity. NCBI's taxonomy places the organism in Eukaryota, Metazoa, Chordata, Chondrichthyes, Rhinopristiformes, Pristidae. Gene Ontology annotation, cellular component: extracellular region. The record is from RefSeq and is a predicted model, not a curated record. Gene Ontology annotation, biological process: multicellular organism development; cell fate commitment; neuron differentiation. The transcript is spliced from 6 exons.
GUUUGGUGUCAAAGAAGGCAAUUGCAUAAUUCGAUCUAAAAUUGGACUAAGGACUUCCAGUGAAGAUGCACAAAAUUUUUUGAGUUUCAAAUCCUGUUAGAAAACAAGAGUUCUUCACAUACACGAGAGCAACGGAGACGGUUACAGAUUGCCAGUGCUUCACGGCAGACCUGAUCGGGGUGCUCCCAGUCCCCAGGCACCAAGAACGCAGAGAAAGAGAGAGACCGGCAGAGAGAAAAAGAGAAAGCAUUCAGUUAAAAUCAACGAUCGCCCGUCUCAGCUUUGACUUUACAAAGGGAAUUUACAGAUUAAUUUGAGAUGUCACUGUUCAGGAUGAAAAUCCAGCCAAAUCAGAAGAUAGAUUUAACAUGUUAGACAAAAACAUGACGGUUGACAACUAGAAGACACUGGGAAGUAUUGUUUGUGCACAAACAUUGUUAAUUUUCUGCAAGAUUGCUUUUCUUCUUUUAAAACACAAUGUCUGUGCUGGCCAGAGCUGAAGAGUGCAGGCUAUACUGUAAAGCAUCCCAUAUCUCAGGCACAGAAGGUGUGAGACAGAUUAACAGGACAACCAGCAGCGAUGGGACUAAAACCUGCUCCAGACUUUAUCUUGCCUUCAUAUUAAUACUGCUCACAUUGACACCAAGAGUGGACUCUUCCUGGUGGUACAUUGGGGCUCUGGGAGCCCGUGUGAUCUGUGACAACAUCCCGGGACUGGUGAACAAGCAGCGACAGUUGUGUCAGAAGCAUCCUGAUAUCAUGCAAUCAAUAGGGGAAGGAGCCAUGGAGUGGAUCCGGGAAUGUCAGCAUCAAUUCCGGCACCACAGAUGGAACUGUAGCACCCUGGCCAGGGACCACACUGUAUUUGGCAAAGUAAUGUUGCGUAGUAGCCGAGAGGCUGCUUUUGUCUAUGCCAUAUCCUCUGCUGGGGUUGUGUAUGCCAUCACACGAGCCUGUAGCCAAGGGGACCUGAAUACCUGUGGCUGUGACCCACGGAAGAGGGGCAAGGCCCGGGACCUGAGAGGGGAAUUCGACUGGGGAGGCUGCAGCGACAACAUCAACUAUGGAAUAAAGUUCUCCAAGGCCUUUGUGGAUGCCAAGGAGAAGAAGGAGAAAGAUGCCAGGGCACUGAUGAACCUCCACAAUAACCGAUGCGGCAGGACGGCUGUAAAGCGGUUCAUGAAGCUCGAAUGCAAAUGCCAUGGAGUCAGUGGCUCGUGUACACUACGGACUUGUUGGUUAGCUAUGUCGGACUUUAGGAAAACUGGAGAUUACCUGAGAAAAAAAUAUAACUUGGCAAUCCAAGUUACUAUGAACCAGGACGGAACUGGUUUCACUGUCACCAACAGGCACUCAGGCAGGUUGAUCAAAAAUGAGCUGGUGUACUUCGAAAACUCGCCUGAUUACUGUGUCAUGGAUAAGGCAGCAGGAUCUUUGGGCACAGCUGGGAGAGUGUGCAACAAGUCCUCCAGGGGUAUGGACGGAUGCGAAGUGAUGUGUUGCGGCCGGGGCUAUGACACAACACGGGUCGCACGUGUUACCAAGUGUGAGUGCAAGUUCCACUGGUGCUGUGCAGUCAAGUGCAAGGAAUGCCAAGAGACAGUCGACUUCCACACCUGCAAAGCACCAAAACGUGCAGAGUGGCUGGAUCAGACUUGAUUGCAGCAAGCAGUGCUGCCUCAAUAUGGGAUAUGCGUGGAAGCGCGUGGCAUUUUGGGAGUUGUAGUUUAGCUGCAUGGCUUUUCAUUUUAAUUAAUACUCUGCAAAGCACCAAGGUGGACUACACCUCCCAGGGGACCAUUUUGAACUAUUGGACAUGUUCAGUAAAUCACCGCAUAUUCCUUAUCAAUGGGGGAAAUAGCAAUCUAAGUAUAAAUCCUGAACCUUACAAUUUGCAAUGUUUUAUUUUAAAUGGAACAGUGAAACUGACCAUUGAACAAAAGACUUUAUAAAAUGAAGGACAUGGCCUCUAUAGCUGUCGUAACGAGGACCUCCCUGUAGCAUCAGCUGCAUGUGACUAAUAUCUCCAGUCUGGUAUUUCUUAUUUUUUUAUUGGUAUGUCAAUGCCUUAUUAAUAAGUGGAAAAGCUGCUGACUGCUCCUUACGAUCAUUCAGAGGGGUGUGAAGCUGCAUUCUGUACCAGAGAACAAGGGCUUGCACUUUCUGAAGGCAGUUGUGUAACUGUAUUAACAAGACAACCUGCACUAUGGACAUUAGCUAUGAAAGGAUAGCAGAGAGUGUGUGUGAAAGAGAGAGAGAGAGAGAGAGAGAGAGAGAGAGAGAGAGAGAAAGAGACUUAUUGGGAUAUGACUAUCUGUUGAUUUGAAUUCAUUUCAGGAGCUACAGCCUUCAACUGUAAAGGGAUAUCUAUGAAGACAUUAGGGAAUAAGGUUAAGCUCUGGCUUGCUGCUGCUGAUUUCAAUAGUGCAAACUCACCUGUACUUUUUUAUGGUUUAAUAUUUUUUUUAAAUAUUGUAAUAAUUCUUACACUGCUAUCAGUAUGUUAAUGUUUGGCAGACUCCAAGUGCUGUUCCUGCAGUCUAAGUUGAUGCAAGAAGUUGCAUUAUACACUGUACUGUAGUUUUAAGCCACCCCACCUAAGCAUCCUGUUUGUAAUUCCACCGAGAAACUUUUUUUUCUAAUUAAAAUGAGAGAAAAAAAUUGGGAUGGAUCCCAUGUCCUGUAUAUUUAAAGUUCUGUCUCCAGUUGUAGGCUAGUCAAGAGAAUAAUCUUAAAGUUAGAGUGGGCCACAUGAGUGAAAUAACAUUUUCACAGAAUAGCUAUUGAAAAUCUGGGACUUUUUCCCCAGUGGUAGCAAGGUACUGAUUGGCUGGAGUGAUGGAUAAGGAGGGAGACACUAACUUCAUUCCCACCCUGAGCAAAAACACCCUAAUACUGUGAAAGACCCAGACUACCAAAGUGUGGCUGGAAGUACACAGGAAAUGCUAUUUAUUAUCCAAUCAAUUACAUUUUCAGUUGAAAGAUAUAGUAGCAACUAUAAGCUCUCAUAAAGAGCCCAGCUAGUACCAUUAACUUGCCUCAAACAUUGCGAUUGUUUGUUUCUUUCUUUCUUGUAUAAAUUUUGGGUUUGGUGCUUUUCUGCUUGACUUUGUUAUUUAUUGUAUAUAGAUUCCGUAUAAAGAUGGAGCUGCUUAUUUAAUGGGUUCUGUAUUUGAGUGAUGCUGUUAAUAGGGAUUCUGGGGGUGAGAUGGUUUAUUUAAAGGAUUCUAAAUUAGAGUACACUCU